This is a messenger RNA of Sesamum indicum (sesame), 1650 nucleotides long. Its product is annotated as transcription factor HHO5. The record is from RefSeq and is a predicted model, not a curated record. Lineage: Eukaryota; Viridiplantae; Streptophyta; Magnoliopsida; Lamiales; Pedaliaceae. Gene Ontology annotation, biological process: regulation of DNA-templated transcription. Gene Ontology annotation, molecular function: DNA binding; DNA-binding transcription factor activity.
UUUCCUCACCAAAUUAUGCGACGAAACGAAUGUGCGAAUGAAUUCACAACAUAAAACUCAUCGAAUCUCUUUAUUCGAGAAGAAUCACUCACUCCCUCUCAUACUUUUUGUAUUUCCCUCUUCUGCCCCUCCAUUCGCUUUUACACUCUCACUGUACAUCUAUAUAAAUCAGGACCCCUCACAACCUCCAUGCAUGUUUUGUUUAUCUGGGCGAUGUAAGAUUAAGACACCCAGAGACAGAAUAAUAUAUAUUUUCAUUCAUGGGUUUCGAGAAAAAAAUGGGUGAGAAUUCAAGGCAACUGAAUUUGGAUGUGGGCUCAAUUUUUGUCCCAAAAACCAUUUCUGAUAUUCUGACAGAAGUGUCAAUGAUGCAUGAUUUUUCCAAGAAAUCAUCCAAGUUGGAUUUCUAUGUCCAUUCAUUGGAAGAAGAAAUGAGAAAGGUGGAUGCUUUCAAACGUGAGCUUCCUCACUGCAUGCAGCUCUUGAGAGAUGCAAUCGAGACACUGAAGAAGGAGAGCUUGCGGUGGAAGGGAAGAGAAAUGGGGCCAGUGAUGGAGGAAUUCAUACCGCUGAAGGGUGAUUCUGAGGGGGGAGGAAGGGCAAAACUGUCAACUGACUUCAGUGAGAAGAAGAACUGGAUGAGUUCUGUUCAGUUGUGGAGCACCCCUGUUCACUAUGAAAAUCAAGACUCUGUUUUGUCCCUCAGAUCAAGGCAUCAAGAAGAGGAGGGCAGUGGAAUUGACAGCCAGUUCCAAGGAUGUAAUAAUAUCAAGAACAGUGGAGGGGCAUUUCUGCCAUUUAAGAAAGCACCUGGUUUGUCAAUAAAGGAACAGAAAAGGGAUUCAGCUUCAGCAGUAAAUGGUGGUCUGUCACUGUCAAUUCCAGUGGCUGAAUUGGAAUUGGAAUCGGAAUCACCGGAUCUCAUCAGUGUGAAGGAGCCGUCUGCUUUCCUUCGGCCACAACUGCAGCAGAGGAAACAGAGGCGCUGCUGGUCCCCAGAACUGCACAAGCGCUUCGUCGAUGCCCUCCAACACCUUGGCGGAGCACAAACCGCGACACCGAAGCAGAUCAGGGAACUGAUGAAAGUGGAUGGGCUGACCAAUGAUGAGGUUAAAAGCCAUCUGCAGGUAGAAAUACAGGCUUCACAUCAGGAAGCUGCCAAGCACAUCGGGCGGGACGAGGGAUUUCUCGUGGGUGGCACAAGAGUUGCCGAAUAAGCAAAUGGUUGCGCAUUCUGGCUCCCCGCAAGACCAUUUGAAUCUUGGAGGGUCGGCUAAACGUGGUUCGGGUUCAGCCAUUGGCGGUGAUAGCAUGGAAGAAGAUGAGGACGACAAGUGCGAAAGCUAAGGGGACGGCCGGCGGAGCGAUGUGUUUAGGAGGUUGGAAACAGCGGAAUUUUGCAGAUAGAGUAUAGGAGAAUCAUAAUACAAAAAUUUCAUCAAAUAAUUAUAACUAUGGUAUAUAGACAUUAGAGAAUGUUGGUGGGAGGAUUUUAUGAGGGAUGGUUUCUCGGAUUUUAUUAUGUGAUUAACUUAGACUGACAUCCUUAAUUUGCUAUUUUUAAGAUUUAUAUUAGAAACUCUAUAAAUCAAGUAAGGUUUCAUGAAUUGUAACUUUACAUAAUAAUUUAAUUAAUUAUAGAGUCGAACA